CCUCCACCACCACCAUACUACUACCACUCUCCUCCUCCUCCAGUCAAAUCACCACCGCCACCGUACUACUACCACUCCCCGCCUCCUCCGGUGAAAUCCCCACCACCACCAUAUUACUACCACUCACCACCUCCACCGGUGAAAUCUCCACCACCACCAUACUAUUACCACUCACCACCUCCUCCGGUGAAGUCUCCUCCACCACCAUACUACUAUCACUCUCCACCACCACCGGUGAAAUCUCCUCCUCCUUACUAUUAUCAUUCUCCACCUCCUCCGGUGAAAUCUCCUCCACCACCGUACUACUACCAUUCUCCACCUCCUCCAGUCAAGUCUCCACCACCACCGUACUACUAUCAUUCACCACCUCCUCCGGUGAAAUCUCCACCACCACCAUACUAUUACCACUCACCACCCCCACCUGUGAAAUCUCCUCCUCCACCAUACUACUAUCACUCACCUCCUCCUCCGGUGAAAUCUCCACCACCACCAUACUAUUACCAUUCACCACCCCCUCCAGUCAAAUCUCCUCCUCCACCAUACUACUACCACUCACCACCUCCUCCAGUGAAAUCUCCACCACCACCAUACUAUUACAACUCUCCACCACCACCGGUGAAAUCUCCUCCACCUCCAGUCUACAUCUACGCUUCUCCCCCACCUCCCACCCAUUACUAGGCUCAUCAAAUUCAACCAAAUUUCCCCAUUAUUCAAGUUUUCUUUUAAAAAAUGGAAUAAAGGAAGGGUCAAUGUCAAAGAGGAGAAGAAGUGAACCAAAUAAGGAUCGUCGCGUGGAAACCAGGAGUCCUACAUCACCAACAAUGAUCCACAUCACUUCCUCUUAUUCAUUGUCGCUCAUCUUCCACUUCUGCAUAAUCAUCGUCGUGUCUUCGUCAAGUCAAAUUGUUUCCAAGACCCCUUUAGAUCGUUUCAUACUCUUCUUUGUUUCCUUUUGCUGUUAAGUGAGAAAAAUGGGUCUCGUAAUUUAUUUGUUUGUGCAUACAUUUUCUAUAUUUUUUGUUCUUUAAUGUAAUGAGAGAUUUGUUAGCAAAUAAAAAAGUGUUCAGUUUCUUGUUU
Eutrema salsugineum is the source of this 1077-nucleotide messenger RNA. RefSeq names its product extensin-2-like. The record is from RefSeq and is a predicted model, not a curated record. NCBI's taxonomy places the organism in Eukaryota, Viridiplantae, Streptophyta, Magnoliopsida, Brassicales, Brassicaceae. The annotation marks the transcript as partial. Gene Ontology annotation, molecular function: structural constituent of cell wall. Gene Ontology annotation, biological process: plant-type cell wall organization. The transcript has 2 exons.